Molecule: messenger RNA, 9629 nt
Organism: Panthera uncia (snow leopard)
Lineage: Eukaryota; Metazoa; Chordata; Mammalia; Carnivora; Felidae
Gene: PARP14
Product: poly(ADP-ribose) polymerase family member 14
Exons: 16
Coding region: 4392-9311 (1639 amino acids)
Biological process (GO): negative regulation of gene expression
Cellular component (GO): nucleus; cytoplasm
Molecular function (GO): transcription corepressor activity; NAD+ poly-ADP-ribosyltransferase activity
Source: RefSeq, a predicted model, not a curated record
UGUGUGUGUGUGUGUGUGCACACGCUCACAUGAGCAGGGGAAGGACAGAGAGAGAGGGAGAGAGAGGAGAGAAUGAGAAUCCCAAGCUGACAACGAGGAGCUGACCCUCAUGUGAGGCUCAAACCCACAAACUGCAAGACCAUGACUUGAGCCAAAAUCAGAGCUGGAUGCUUAUCUAACUGAGCCACCCAGGCACCCUGCUGUAUCUUACUUGUAAAUAGUUCACUCAAUUUCUGAAACAUCAAGUAUAAAUUGACUAAUACGAUUUUAAUCCGUGUUUCAGAUGUGUGCAUUUAUCAUUCUUUCUGGUCAUAAUUUGGCUCCUGAUUAUUUUCAGUCUCUUUGGGGUAAGGAAACCCGUCUCCUUAAGUAAAUUAAAUGUAGGUGGUCUGAAGUUAGUGCAGAAGGGAGGUUGUCCACAGGGGGUAAGGGUGGCUGGACAUCAGAGUUUCAGCUCUUUUUCCUCCCAGAUUCACCUCUCCUUGUUGCAGAUCACUUACUGAUAUUGCUCCUGCCUGCUCUCUUGAAAUAAUGGUGCCGUACAUAUUGUGCACAAUCUGAGAACAGGCUUUGGCAUUUAGAUGCCUAGAUAGGACUCUACCAAAGUCUAAGGAAUAAUAAAAGGAAUGCAUCACAGAAGCCCACGACUCUAGACAACUUGGCUUAUAAAACUUGGCUUGUUCUAAGGCUUCAGGGGUCUUAUCCAGUCCUCAGUCCUCACUCUAGCUUAGGACAGCCCCUUAAGAGUCCGUGUGAAAAUCUCUUCUGCCUGAUAAAGAGCGAAAUUAGAGUCUGGCAUUCCUUCUCAUGUUGUUAAUGGGGCUUGUUUUCCAAGUUAGUAUCCAGUUAAGGCCUCACUUCUCCUACCCCUUCAUGGAUACGUGAGGUGGGAAAGUUAUUCAAGCUCCUCUUAAUGACUCCCUAUAUCCUUGGCCUCUCAGACCAUCCACAUCAGAAUACAACAUGGUAGCCCAACAUUCGUGUCAGAGCUACAUCUGUGAGUAAUAGGGCACUUUCAAAGGUUCCCCUUCACCCUGACCUCUUUGCGCCAUCUAACUAUUUUGACCACAUCUCCUCUCCUCUAAAGUCACUCAUUCCCUAUUUUCUGUGGCCUUAGGUACAGAUUUUCCUUUUCUCUCUCUGGCCGUUCCUCAUAAUUAUAACCUACAUUUGCAUAACUCUUGUGGGUGUUACAAAAUUCAUUCACAGGCACUGCUUUAAGGGAGGAAACAGACUCAAGAAGUUAAGAUAUUUUCUCAAUGUCACUCAUCUAGUUUUUGGCAGAGUUGGAAUUUGAAUCCAAGUCUUUGGACUCCUAUGUUCAUUGGUCAGUUUUUUCACUACAGCCCAGCUGCCUGGAAUGCUAAUUCUAUUUUUUUUUUUUUUAAUCUCUCACCUCCCUUCUUUUCUACUCCUUUUAUUACUGGAUGUGAGGGUCUUAUCACAGGUUAAAGAACUGAGUGAAACAUCUUUUGCACUAGGCACUUGGCCAUUCUGCUCAUGGUCACUCAAGUCGCCUUCCUAAAACACAGCUGUCAUCAUGCCAUGUCCCAGCACCCAAUCUUCACUGGCUCACCAUGAGGCAUGCUUUGAUUACUUUCCUUCAUUUGUGGAAUAAAUAUUGCUACCUUUCUGAGUGCCUACUGAACAUCAGGUACUGAACUAAGUUCUUUAUAAUGUUUUUUAACACACAACACUUGUACAAGACAGUCUUCAUUAAUAACUUAUUAUAGACAAGAGACUGAGGCUGUGUAAGUAAGACUUAUUAAAGAACAUGCCCAAUGUUUAAAAAAAAAAGUAGGUAUAAAGAUGGAAUUGAAAUCCAUGUCUACUUGCUAAACUUUUCCUCUUUUCACCACACAAGGACUCACUUGGGAAAAUGACCAAGCCAUUGAAUGAUGAUGAUGAAACCCUCUGGAAAUCAUGGAGUAAUUUUGUGAAUAAAAAUUUCUUGACAGUUUUUUUUUUUUAACUUCAGUUCGGCAAAAAGUUCUGGAGAAAAAGAACCAUGAGUUAAUAUGGCCAGGAAAAGGAACAUUCAAGUUAACUGUCCAGUUGCCCACAGCCCCAGACAAGGUCCAGGAUGCCUUUGAGGAGGAAAUUCCAACAAAGGAACCGGAAGGCAAAGAACAUGUCAAAGAACCAGGUAAGGUCAAAGAACUGAGACAGGUGGCCUUCGCCAGCAGUUUUGCUUUCAUUACAGAUGGCACCUGCAAGGGUCAUCCUUCUCUUCUUGACUUCACAAAGCAGGGUGUGCUCAGCUUAGAGACGCCUCAGGCUGCCUUAUCUACAUAUUCUCGGCCAGUUGUUCUCAGGGUGAGCAUUGGGGAAACCCCCUGAGAGCUUAGGGCUCAGGUAGAAGCAUGGAAACAGCUCUCUCUGUGGGGACUGGGAGACACCUUGCAAUUGAAGGGAAGCAAAGAGGUGCCUGGGAGAUGGUGAUAAGCCAACCUUUAGAGCCCAUCAAGAAGCAAAGACAUGAUGUGUCAGUGGGUGCCGUAUGUGGCUAAGUCUAUUUCUGAGCACUGAGUGUGGAGGGUGCUGUCCUCUGGAGCCACAACAGGAGGGUGGACAAAGGCUUCUAAGUGCUGGGUGCAGGAUGUGAGUGCAGCACCCCCCAGGCCAGCAGCAGCUCUUUUCAUCCCAUCUGCUGUAGGAAACGGCCUGCAACCUAGUAGCUGUUGUGGAUCCUGCUGCUUCACUUGUGUCCGGAUGUUGGCCUGUAGUACCACCUGCCAGUUACUAAAGAAGCAAUUAGUUUUCCUGGCUAAGCAUGCUGUUAUAAAGGGGAGGGAUGAGGACCUAUGCUGAAUGGCUGAGUAAGAGAGAUAAAAUGAUGUAUAUACCCAAAUCAUAGGCAAAAGGAAUCCCAAAAAAUGUAUAAAUUAUUGUCCUCUAAAAUUGAAAUUGUCUUGAGAACAUGUUUAGAGGUUUGCAACCUUCUCUUUUGAAAAUAGCACUAAGCUGAGGGCUGCCUUUACUUGGCAAACCGACUGGAUAGGGAUGUAUAGAUUGUUUUCAUCUAACAUGCUAUUAAACUAUAGAAUCUAGGAUGCAUGGUUUUCUUAGAAGCUCAUGAUUCUUAUAAGAUAGGAAUUUUUUUUGUCUGUUUGGAGUAAUUCCUGCUUUCUAUUCUUCAGAUAUGGAACUGGCUUAUACAACUCCCGGUGUUCAUUGUGACCCCCUAAAUCCUUAUCUAUUCUUGGAAAAUGCCUUAUGUGUUGUACCCUCAAACUCAAUUUUAGACCAGGAAGUGGUUUUAUACUGGUAAAUUUAUAUCUGUACCACUUCCUGGGUCUAGAAUUAAUCGAGUCUGUGUUUCUUACGGUUUCAUAGAUUUUACCCUCACUGUGUCUUAACUGAUUUGUCAGCACUAUUUCAGAUUCACUUAUAACCCCAAGUAUAAGUGAAUAAGUAUAAGGAAGAGCCAUCCAGCCCCACCCACCAGUGGAAUUUUCAUCAUACUGGAGAUUUUAGAUUCAUUGGCUAGCCUGUUUUUACAUGACCCAGACUCUAAUGAUAGUCACCAGCCAGGAAGUUGGGCAGUCUUUGACAAAAUACUUAAUGGUCCCCUUUAAGAGACAUAAGAGGAGGUCCUUUGCUGAAUGGUUACUCCACACUGAAUCCUAACAGUGAGCCUAAGGCUAGGACUCUUGAAAUUAAUUGGGAUGGUAUAGAUAGUUUUCAGAACGAGCAAAAUCAGGGUGGAAGGUGGUUCCCUAAUAGGUCCCGUAUUUCAGGAACGAUAAGAACGGAGAAUGCUGCCCUGAGAGUGCAUGGGGCAUGCACGAAAUCCUGAAGUUGGAGAUGGACAAGCAGUUGACAGAGUAAGGAUAGGUCAAUCAAGCCACACACCAACAUCAGGGGAUGUGAGCCCUGAGCUAAUGUUCGAUUCCCGGCGAAGCAGAGUUGGGAUGGGUCUGAAAGGUGGAAACCAGCAGUUGGAAGAACCUGUAGAAGAGAGACACGCAAGAGCAGAGAAACACUGGCCCUUGUGGUCAGCAAACUCUGGCUUUUUCAAAUCUAUAUUUCCAGCCUGGACUCUUCUAAAUUCCAGACCUUGUGUCUGAUCUUCCUGUUGGAAAAUAUGUGAGAGCCACCAUGUCUGAAGCUACCUGUGUCAUCUUCCUCCUCCUACCCUUUCCGGCUACCUUAUUUCUCUUGAAGUACACAACCAGUCUGCCCGUCACCUACUAGAAACUUCAGUCGUCUCUCCUCUUUAAGCCUUCACAGACAUCGGUCACAGAGACGAUCAAUAUGUGUCAGAAGAAUUGGAUACAAAACUUUCUCUCAACAGAAGAUCAGAAAAAGUGGAAGAUACCUCAGAAGAAUGUGAAAAUAUUUCCUCUUUGGUUGCAUUUGAAAAUCUCAAGGCAAAUGUAACUGAUAUAAUGUUAACCUUGCUAGUGGAGAACAUAAGUGGCCUGUCCAAUGCUGAUUUUCAAGUGGAAGUAAUACGAGAUUUUGAUGUUGCUGUAGUUACCUUUCAAAAAUGUAUAGAUGCUGUGAAAUUUGUUGAUGAUUGUGCCAGGCACCAUUCAGUGAAACAACUUCAACUUUCUCCACGACUUCUGGAAGUGACAAAAACAAUCAGGGUUGAAAACCUGCCACCUGGGGCUGAUGACUAUAAUUUGAAAUGUUUAUUUGAAAAUCCUCUAUAUGGAGGAGGAAGAAUUGCCAGGAUUCAGUGUUUGCCUGAAGAGAGUUCAGCUCUGAUUGAGUUUUUUGACAAAAAAGUGUUACACACCAUCACGACCAAGAAACUUGACCUCAGUAAUAUGCCGCUCUCUGUGUUUCCGUACUAUGCCUCUUUGGGCACGGCCUUGUACGGAAAGGAAAAACCUCUGAUUAAGCUUCCAGCACCAUUCAGAGAAUCGUUAGAUCUUCCCUUAUGGAGAUUCUUGAAGAAAAAGCACCAUCUGAUGGAUGAGAUAAAUGAAGAAGUGAGGCGUUGUCACUCUGAACUAAUGUGGUCCGAACUCAGUGGUGAAGUUACCAUCAGACCUGCAACCACAUUAUUCAGUCUAGGUAGACUAAGGAUCAGGACUUGGCGGAAAGAUGUUUCCAUAGCAUUCUCUAGCAUCAGGUCUAAAUAUAAAGUCACCCCACUGAAAGUGGAUCCCAUAGUGUGGGACACCAUAAAAAAUAGUUUAGAAGACGACAGGAUUUUGACUGAAUUUGAUACACUUAUGGGGGUUGUAACCUUAGUGGGGAAAUCAGAGGAUGUACAGAAUAUUGAGCCACAAAUCAAGGAAUUAAUAGAAAGUACAAUUCAAAAAAUUAAAAAAGAAGAGCAAAGUGUAAAGGAAAAAGUGGCCAUUGCUCCAGGAAGGUAUUCUCUUUUGUGUCACAGUGGCAUCCUGGAGCGUCUCCGCACUGAGUGCCCAGAGAUGGAGAUGUCUUAUGAUGAAGCUUCUCAACAUAUGAGCUUCAAAGGACUCCGCACAGAUGUGUAUAAAGCAAAGUGUGAAAUACAGAAAAAGAUGUACACCAUGGCUCAAAAAAACAUCCAGCUUCCCCCCGAGAUUUUUCAAUUUUUGCAAAAAGUAGACUGUACAGAAUUCUCUAAGUCUCUUUUUAUAGCACAGAAAAUUCUUGCUGUUUAUGAGCUAGAGGGUACAGCUGUUCUUCUAACCAGCUAUUUCUCUGAAGUCCUAUUAGAUGCUGAAAAGCAAAUGGUCAGUGCCUUAAGUUCUAAGCGCAUAGACAUUGAGGACAAGGACAUUCUUAAUGGCAAGAAAUGGAAAGGGCUCACUCACAGAUUGCAUAAGAAACAUAAUUCCUCGUCAAAGACUGUAAUAAUCGAUGAGUUAACUUCAGGAACCAAAGCUGAGGUUAUCAUUGCAGGCUGUGUGAGAGAAGUGAAUGAAACCUAUAGCUUGCUUUUUGACUUUGUGGAAGAACACACGAAAAUAGAGAGAUUGGUUGAAAUAGAGCCUUCCAUAAUCAUUGAUUAUUUGAAGACAGAAAAAAAGCCAUUCUGGCAAAAGAUAAAGAAGACAAAUGUUCAAGUAAUUUUCAAUGCUGAGAAUAAAAAAAAAGGCAUUUUACUAAUUGGCCCAAAGGCUAAAGUCCUGGACGGCAUGCACAUCAUCAAGCAAGCCUGGGAAUCCAUCUGUGUUGAAAGCAUCCAUAUUGAUAAGCCAGGAGUCAGCCAGUUCUUCCAGGAGAAAGCACAGUAUUAUAAAAGUGAAGUCAAACGGUUAUUUGGAUGUUUCAUUGAACUACAGGAGAACGGAGGGAAGAAGGAGGGAGGUGGCACUGACGGACAGAAGUGCUCUUCUCGGGCAGAGCUGGCCCCUGGAGUCUCUCUGAUUGUGCAACAGGGCGACUUGACACAGUUUCCUGUGGAAGUGGUGGUGAGCACUGCAAAUGAGGACCUGAAGCUCUCUGGCGGCCUAGCAGCUGCUCUUUCUAAAGCAGCUGGCCCUGAGCUCCAAGCAGACUGUGACCAGAUAGCGAAGAAGAUGGGCAAGAUCCCCCCUGGCCGUGCCGUCAUCUCCAAAGCAGGAAAGCUCCCAUACCGGCAUGUGAUUCAUGCCGUGGGGCCCAAGUGGAAGGGAGAUGAGGCCCUGAAGUGUGUGCUCCAGUUAAAGAAAGCUAUAGAAGAAAGUCUCCAUUUGGCUGCAAAAUACAAGUACCGAUCCAUAGCCAUCCCUGCUAUCAGCUCUGGAGUCUUUGGCUUUCCCUUAGCCCGGUGUGUGAAGACUAUUGUUUUGGCUAUCAAGAAAAACUUCCAGCUUAACCAGGAUGGAAAUACCUUGAAAGAGAUUUACCUUGUGGAUACAGCAGAGAAGGCUGUGGAGGCCUUUGCAGAGACAGUGAAAACUGUAUUUGAAGACUCCCUGUCUGUUGCCGCUUCGCUGCCCAGUUUACCCGCAGCAGUCCAGCCCAGCUUGGUAACAGUUCAUGGAAACGGACAAAUGUCAUUGUCCCAGGGAAAUCUGAGGCUCCUGCUGGUGAAAGGGGAUGUGCAGAGUGCUACGGCUGAUGUUCUUGUCAACUCCAUUCCCAUGGAUCUUGAGCUUAAUAGAGGGCCCCUUUCUCAGGCCCUCCUGGCAAAAGCUGGGCCAAAGCUCCAGGAGGAAUUGAACAUUGUCGGACAAAUGGCAAUUGUUGGCAUGGGCACAGUUCUCCAAACCAGCGGACACAGUCUGCACUGCCGCCGUGUGCUUCACGUGGUGGCUCCGAACUGGAGAGAUGACAGCACAUCUUCAUACAAGAUCAUGGGAGACAUAAUCAGAAAAUGUUUGGAAAUCACUGAGAGCUUAUCCUUGAAAUCAAUUGCAUUUCCAGCCAUAGGAACAGGAAAUUUGGGGUUUCCUAAAACCAUUUUUGCUGAAUUAAUCAUUUCAGAAGUGUUAAAAUUUAGUAGCAAGACUCAACUGACAACUUUACAAGAGGUUUACUUUCUGCUGCACCCGAGUGAUCAUGGAAAUAUUCAGGCAUUUUCAGAUGAAUUCGCCAGAAGGACUAAUGGAAAUUUCGUCAGUGACAAAAUUCCCAAGGCUGAAGAUAAACAAGUUUUCUAUGGGACUGGGUUUAGCCCAGAUGUAGGAAUGCAUGAAAUGAUGAUUGGUCCCAUCAUCUUCCAAGUGGCCUUUGGAGAUAUCACCAAAGAAGAGGCAGAUAUGAUUGUAAACUCAACAUCAAAGACAUUUAAUCUCAAAGCAGGGGUGUCCAAAGCAAUUUUAGAAUGUGCUGGACAAAAUGUGGAAAUGGAAUGUUCUCGCCAAGUUCAAAAGGGCAACAGUGAUUAUAUAAUUACCGAAGGUGGAUUAUUGAGGUGCAAAAAUAUUGUUCACGUUAUUGGUGGAAACGAUGUCAAGAGAUCAAUCUCCUAUGUUUUGCAAGAGUGUGAAAAACGGAAUUACUCGUCCAUUUGCCUCCCAGCCAUUGGGACAGGAAAUGCCAAACAAGACCCAGGUAUGGUUGCUGAUGCCAUCAUUGAUGCCAUUGAAGACUUUAUCCAAAAAGGAUUUGUCCAGUCUGUGAAAAAAGUUAAAGUUGUUAUCUUUAUGCCUCACCUACUGGACGUGUUUUGGGCCAGCAUGAAAAAAAGAGAACCAUCUCUGACUUCUCCCCAACAGUCUCUGCCGUCUAAAUUAACAUCAUUUAUGGGGUCCUCGAGUCAAUCUCCCCAAAAGCAGAAUCCUUUGGUUUUGAAAAAGAAAACAGAAUCAGCAAGUUUUCAGGUGUGUGGUGAAAAUGUAAAAUGUGUGGAAAACGCUCUCACCUGGAUACAGGAUCUGAUUACAAAGGAACUGUGUCCUUACACCAAUGAAGAUGAGUGUAUCAAAGAUUUUAAUGAAAAAGAAUAUCAGAAAUUGAAUGAGCUGCAGGAGAACUUAAAUAUUGCCAUUUGCUUGGACAGUAAAAGACCUCUGAUUGAAGUUUUUGGGAUUGGCAAAGAUUUGACAGAGGCUAGAAAUGCAAUUGAGGAAAUGAUCAAGAGAAUUAGAUUGGCCAAAGAACAGAAAUCCCAGGCAGAUUUUAUUAGUGAAUUUGUAGAAUGGCAAUAUUAUGACAAAGACACUUUUCAUAGUUUUAAGAAAAUAAUCAAUCUGCAAUUGGAGAAUGCAAGGAAGGCAAAAAAAAGGAUAGCUGUUGUCAAAGUUAAUCACCAGACCUACACCGUGGACCUGUGCAAGUACAGUGCUAUAGAUGCAGGAGGACGCAGUUUACCUGUUCGGCGCCUCAUGAAAUCUGAAGUUGGGAUCCCUGAGCACUGGAGUGAUAUGAAACAGCAGGAUGUCUGUGUGGUUGAGCUACAGCCUGGUCAUGCAGAAUAUGACACGGUGGCAAGCAAGUUUAAUCAGACCUGCUCGCACUUCUACAUAGAGAAGAUUGAGAGGAUCCAGAAUCCAGAUCUUUGGAAUAGCUACCAAACAAAGAAAAAAGCCAUGGAUGCCAAGUAUGGACAUAAAAACAAUGAGAAGCAGCUCUUCCAUGGGACAGAUGUUGACUCAGUGCCACAUGUCAACCGAAAUGGCUUUAACCGCAGUUACGCUGGGAAAAACGCUGUGGCAUAUGGAAAGGGAACCUAUUUUGCCGUCAAUGCCUGUUAUUCUGCCAGCGAUACAUACUCCAGACCAGACAAAAAUGGGAAAAAGCAUAUGUACUAUGUGCGAGUACUUACUGGAACCUACACACGUGGAAAUCAAUCACUGAUUGUGCCUCCACCAAAGAGCCCUGACAACCCUACUGAUCUGUAUGACACUGUCACAGACUGUGUGCAUAAUCCGGGUUUAUUUGUGGUAUUUUAUGACUACCAGGCUUACCCAGAGUACCUCAUUACUUUUACAUAUUAACAUCUUGGUAUCCUUCCCAGAAGACAUUGCUCAUCUAUACAUACUGUGUUGUAAAACAAGUUCAGAUUUUUUCCCCCCUCUUAACAGCAUUUUCUAAGAUCAAAGGAUACUUAUCACUGAAAUCAGACUUUCUUCAGCUUCUCCUUCAUAACUGGAAUGUACCUCUCUUGAGAGCAAUAAAUUUGAGAAUUUAAAUCAGAUAACUUAGUUGCAACUGUUUGUCCACAACUGUGGACAUCAAAUCUGUAGAAGGAAAGAACAUAUUUGUAUUUUCAGGAAGGAGAGAAUAACGUUCAUCUUAUAAUCUGAUUUUUUUUU